Cucurbita pepo subsp. pepo (vegetable marrow) is the source of this 1664-nucleotide messenger RNA. Lineage: Eukaryota; Viridiplantae; Streptophyta; Magnoliopsida; Cucurbitales; Cucurbitaceae. The record is from RefSeq and is a predicted model, not a curated record.
CUUACUCCCAUUUCAAAGCUUCAAUCUUUCAAGUUUGAAAAGGAAAAAGAAACUCCCAAAACAAUGGAUGCUUACAAAAAGUUGGAAACUUCUCAUUAACCCAAAGAAACAGAGAAGCUUUGCUCAACUUAGGCCUCCAUUGUCAACCCUUUUUGCUCUCUUCAAUGCUCAAACCAAAGCAAGUAACAUCGAGCUCGUGGUGCGUGUCGUGAACUCGAAAAUGGAGUGUUGGGUUUUUUUCAGUCUGUUUUUAAGUGGUCUAAUUCUCCCCGCCCGAGCCAUUGUCGGCGUCGGCGGCGGAGUUCGUUUUGGCUUUGGUGGUGGCGGUGGCGGAGGCGGAGGAGGUAUUUGGGUUGGCGGAGGAGGAAACACUCCGAAUCCGACUCCGACUCCGACUCCGAAUCCAUUGUUAGGGACUCAACUAAACAGAGCAUACUCUGUUCUUCAGACAUGGAAAUCUGCCAUUUCCGAUGACCCCACCGGAAUUUUAACGACAUGGGUCGGCUCAGAUGUAUGUUCUUACCAAGGAAUCUUCUGUACAAAUCAUAGUUCCGGCCAAAUAUCCGUCACCGGAAUCGACCUCAACGGCAAGAAUCUCAGAGGAAGCCUCAUCAAAGAUCUGGCCUUUCUCACCGAUCUGACGCUUAUUCACUUAAACAGUAACAGAUUUUCCGGUACGAUACCGGUGAGUUUCCGGCAACUCCAAUUCCUUCAAGAACUGGAUCUCAGCAACAACAACUUCUCCGGCGAGUUCCCCGCCGUCACUCUCUACAUUCCGAAUCUCAAGUAUUUAGACCUCAGAUUCAACUCCUUCACCGGCCCAAUCCCGGAAGAAUUGUUCUUCAAGGAACUAGACGCCAUUUUCAUAAACGACAAUCAAUUCACCGGCGAAAUCCCCCAAAACCUGGGGAAUUCACCGGCGUCUGUGAUAAAUCUGGCGAAUAAUCACUUCGUCGGAGCAAUUCCGGCGAGUUUUGGGUAUAUGGGUCCGAGAUUGAAGGAAAUUCUGUUCCUAAACAACCAAUUAACCGGUUGUAUUCCAGAAGGAGUUGGGUUUUUGACAGAAAUUGAAGUCUUGGAUUUCAGUUCCAACAAAUUGUUCGGUCAUCUUCCUGAUACAAUCUCUUGCAUGAACCAAGUUGAGAUUUUGAAUCUAGCCCACAACGAGUUAUCCGGCGUCGUUUCGGAUUUGGUCUGUUCCUUGAGAAGCCUCGUGAAUCUAUCCGUAGCGGAUAAUUUCUUCUCCGGCUUCAACCAGCAGUGUCGGAACCUGUUCGGUGGGUUCGAUUUGUCGUUCAAUUGCAUUCCGGGGGUGGGUCUGCAGCGGCCGUCGCCGGAAUGUUCUGUAAUUCCGGGAAUUGGGUUGAGUUGUCUCCGGGUUCCUGGACUUCCACGGCCGUUGGUUUGUGGGCGGCUCGUUGAAACGCCGGCGGCGGAGGCGGCGGCGGCCCCGUGAGAAGGAUGUGUGGAACUGGCGGGUGGCAGCCGGUGGGUAGGUGAUUAAUUAAUUGCAAUAACUAUACAGAUUUUUGGGUUUUUGUUUUGGGGGGGAAUUGAAUGUAAAUCUUUUUCACAUUUAAUUCUUCAUGGAAACAGUACUAUCUGAGAUUUUAAUGGUGUAGAUUUUUAAAAGGAACUUCACAAUCAGAUCUUUGAUUUAAUUA